UUUUCUUAUUGUUUAAAGUUUCACUUUUAUAUAUAUAUAUAUAUAUAUAUAUAUAUGAUUCGUUCAACAUUACAACGAUCUAUACUUGGAUUGAGUCGCAUGAUUCGUCCAUGUCAACAAUCCCGAACUUUUUUAACUAGCCAUCAUCAUGCUUACAUGAAUCAUUCAUGUUUAAGUAAUCACACUCGAUCUUUCCAGUUAUCAUUCCAACAGUUGCGACAGCCUCAACGUUAUUUGACUACGACAGUUGCUACGACAGCUACUACUGUCACGAAGCCUGCUGUUGCUUAUUGGCUUUAUUUUAAUGCCAGUAUGGUCUUUACGAUUGUUGUUGUAGGUGGUUUAACCCGUUUAACUGAAAGUGGGUUAUCUAUUACAGAAUGGAACGUUAUCUCGGGUAUGAAACCUCCUAGAUCAGAAAUGGAAUGGAAUGAAGAAUUUGAAAAAUACAAGCAAUUUCCUGAAUAUAAACUAUUAAAUCGACAUAUGACUUUGGAAGAAUUUAAGAAUAUCUUUUAUUGGGAAUGGUCUCAUCGUAUGAUUGGCCGAUUUAUCGGCGUUUCUUUCAUUCUGCCUGGUCUUUAUUUUGCUUCUAAGGGGCAUAUGUCAAGACGAGUUGCCAAGCAAACUUUGGGAAUUACUUGUUUAUUAGGAUUUCAGGGUUUUAUGGGUUGGUAUAUGGUAAAAUCAGGACUUUCAGAGGCAUUGAUGAAGGAGCCAGGCACAGUACCACGUGUAAGUCAAUAUAGACUGACAGCACAUUUAGCUACAGCCAUUGCUAUCUAUGCUAGCACCAUCUUUGUUGCAGCCGAUAUAAUACGUGAAAAUAAAUUAGUCUCUGGAAGAUAUGGUCAACAGACUGCUUCCAUGUUAAACAAUCCCGUCUUGAAACGCUUUAGAAUCGCAACACAUACUUUAGGUGCCCUUAUGCUUGUGACGGUAUUAUCGGGAGGUCUAGUAGCUGGUUUAGACGCGGGCUUGAUCUAUAAUGAAUUCCCCUUUAUGGGUGAAACUAUCAUCCCACCACUUAAGGAACUUUGGUCAGAUGAUUAUGUAAAGCCUCAGGAUCAUGGGAAAUGGAGAAAUUUGCUUGAGAACCCUACUACCGUACAAUUUGAUCAUCGUACCUUGGCAGAGACAACGGCUACAUUCACUACAGUUUUGUGGUUGUACUCUAAAAAGAUUCCUUUACCCAAGAAUGCAAGAAUAGCUGUCAAUAUAAUGAUGGGUGCUCUUCUCUUGCAGGUCUCCCUCGGUAUCUCCACUCUUCUCUAUAUGGUACCUAUUGAAUUAGCAGCUGCUCAUCAAGCAGGUGCACUUGCUCUAUUAACUUCAAAUUUCUGGUUAAUUCAUGCAUUACGUCGUGUUCCUCUUUAAAAAAAAA
Molecule: messenger RNA, 1384 nt
Organism: Cokeromyces recurvatus
Lineage: Eukaryota; Fungi; Mucoromycota; Mucoromycetes; Mucorales; Mucoraceae
Product: cytochrome oxidase assembly protein-domain-containing protein
Exons: 3
Coding region: 55-1377 (440 amino acids)
Biological process (GO): heme A biosynthetic process
Cellular component (GO): mitochondrial inner membrane
Molecular function (GO): oxidoreductase activity, acting on NAD(P)H, heme protein as acceptor
Source: RefSeq, a predicted model, not a curated record